Messenger RNA from Gopherus flavomarginatus (Mexican gopher tortoise), 3111 nucleotides. It is a transcript of the gene HPSE2, whose product is annotated as heparanase 2 (inactive). Gene Ontology annotation, molecular function: hydrolase activity, acting on glycosyl bonds. NCBI's taxonomy places the organism in Eukaryota, Metazoa, Chordata, Testudines, Testudinidae. The record is from RefSeq and is a predicted model, not a curated record. The coding region runs from base 112 to 1956 and encodes 614 amino acids. Gene Ontology annotation, cellular component: membrane; extracellular matrix. The transcript is spliced from 13 exons.
CAAAACAUUGCAAAAAAAGGCAGCGAGCCCCACACUUUCGAUAAGGACAAUUAGUCACCAGCGAGCGCCUGCCGAAAGAGGGGUGUAAUUAGCGGGGUCCCGCAGCUCAGCAUGCCCCAUCCCAGCUCCUGCCCCCCGGGGCUCCUCGCCCUCCUGGCCCCUUGGCUGGCUCUCCUGGCGCAUCUCUCCCUUUCCUCCCAAGCCGGGGACAGGCGAGCGGUCCCGGUGGAGAAACCCCCAGCUGUGAAGGGAAGGACUCUCAUUCUUCUGGAUGUGAACACCAAGAGCCCUGUCAGGGUAACCAGUGAGAACUUUCUCUCCCUGCAGCUGGACCCCUCCAUCAUCCAUGAUGGCUGGCUCGAUUUCCUAAGCUCCAGGCGCCUGGUGACCCUGGCCCGGGGCCUGGCUCCCGCCUUCCUGCGCUUCGCGGGGAAGAGAACCGAUUUCCUGCAGUUCCAGAACCUGAAGAACCCGGCCAAGAGCCGCGGGGGCCCCGGCCCGGACUAUUACCUCAAGAACUACGAGGACGACAUUGUCCGCAGCGACAUUGCCCUGGAUAAGCAGAAAGGCUGUAAGAUUGCCCAGCACCCAGACAUUAUGUUGGAACUACAGCGAGAAAAGGCAGCUCAGAUGCAUUUGGUUUUGUUAAAGGAGCAGUUUUCAAACACAUACAGCAACCUCACGUUAACAGCCAGGUCUCUAGACAAACUCUAUAACUUCGCCGACUGCUCCGGCCUCCACCUGAUCUUUGCGCUGAAUGCCCUGCGCCGAAAUCCAGAUAACUCCUGGAACAGCUCCAAUGCACUCAGCCUUCUGAAGUACAGUGCCAGCAAGAAAUACAACAUCUCCUGGGAGCUGGGCAACGAGCCCAACAACUAUCGGACAUUGACUGGCCGCACCAUGAAUGGCAGUCAGCUGGGGAAGGACUAUAUCCAGCUGAAGAGUCUGCUGCAGCUUAUCCGCACCUAUGCCAGAACCAGCCUCUAUGGGCCCAGCAUUGGGCGGCCCAGAAAGAACGUCAUCGCUCUCCUGGAGGGGUUCAUGAAGGUGGCUGGCCGCACAGUGGAUGCUGUUACCUGGCAACAUUACUACAUUGAUGGCCGAGUGGCCAAAGUGACGGACUUCCUGAAAACACGCCUGUUAGACACGCUCUCUGACCAGAUCAGGAAAAUCCAGAAAGUGGUAAAUAGCUAUGCACCUGGGAAGAAGAUCUGGCUUGAAGGUAUCGGAGCCACCUCAGCUGGAGGCAUGAACAAUCUCUCGGAUUCGUACGCUGCUGGAUUCCUGUGGCUGAACACCUUGGGCAUGUUGGCCAACCAGGGCAUCGAGGUGGUGAUGCGACACUCGUUUUUUGACCAUGGACAUAAUCACCUUGUGGACCAGAACUUUAACCCUUUGCCGGCGUGCUGUGACCUUCCCAGCCCUGUCCUGCCAGCAGCAGCACUUCAACAUCUGGCCUGCUCAGUCACAGAUGUUAUUCUGCGUCUCCUCUCUGGGGAUUACUGGCUCUCGCUCCUGUACAAGCGCCUGGUGGGGCCCAGGGUGCUGGCCGUCCACGUGGCAGGGCUCCAGCGGGAGCCGCGCCCCGGCAGAGUUAUUCGGGACAAGCUCCGCAUCUACGCUCACUGCAGCAGCUCCCACAGCCACAGUUAUGUCCGAGGAUCCAUCACCCUCUACAUCAUCAAUCUGCAUCGCUCCCGGAAGAAAAUCAAGCUUGUGGGGACGCUGCGAGAUAAGCUUGUUCACCAGUACCUGCUGCAGCCGCAUGGCACAGACGGGCUUCACGCCCGGUCCGUGCAGCUCAACGGGCAGCCGCUGGCCAUGGCAGAUGAUGGGACACUUCCUGAGCUGAAACCUCGCCCUCUUCGUGCUGGCCGCACCCUGGUUGUCCCACCACUGACCAUGAGCUUCUAUGUGGUGAAGAACGUUAACGCCCUGGCCUGCCGGUACCGAUAGCUCUGCUCGAAAGCCACUGGCCAAGACGAGACCUGCUGGACCUGCUUUAACCCUCCCCUGUCCUCUCGCUUCCUGCACAGAACUUGCUGCCAGUGGGUGGGGCUGUGACCUGCCCAUUGCAGACUGGGCCCCCCUCUCCUGGGGACUCUGCACCCGGAGGGAUGUGCAUCAUCACUGGCAGGUCCUGUUCCCCUUGGAGAAUAGCCACUCAGAUCGGAGGAGUCCUGAGCGACUCCUUCAGCGUGGCCCAAAGGCCUGGCAAACCGUCCCCUCAGCAAUACCUGGCCAGGCUGGCAGCUUGGCCCCAGCACCACAAGCUAGCUUGGCCCCGGGAUUGCUGUUCCUGUGGGGGAGAACAUGACUCAUUGGUGAGACAACUGGCUCCUCCUGGAAAAGCUGGGAACUUGGUGCAGUGACAGAGACAGGGGCGAUGGUGCCUGGGAGCUGGGGGCUACACGCCCUCUUCACACCAUCAGCAUUUCUUCCACAGGACUAGUGAAAAUCCAGCUGCUGAAUUCGGCCUGUGCGCACGGACGGCCCAGCUGCGAGGGAUCGGAUUGCAAGGGAUAGCGCUGCACCAGGCCGGUUUCUUACUGAUUCAGGGAGCUGGCUCCUUGCUCUGGGGGAAGGGCAGAGGCAGGGAGCUCAAGGGUUGUGUUCUUAUCCUGGGACAGGGAGCAGAGGCACAACUGCUGCAAAGGGGACAGAGCUAACCCAGCUGGCUAGAGCCAGCCCAGCCCCUCAGAGCCUCUUCUUCCCUGCGCUAACCAAGGCUGCGGGGAACUGUGGGCAUCAUCCCGGCUCUGUGCUCCCCAGGGUGCUUUGCUCUUGGGCACUUUGCUGGACAGAAGGUGCCUCUCCAGCCUGCCAGAACCCAGCCGCCCUUCUCUCCCCACACUGCCGUGCGACUGCCCAUGGCAGCUCCACCCUGCCAGCCUCCCGGCUGCCCUUCUCCCCCCACUGCCAUGCCACUGUCCAUAACGGGGUGAGCCUGGGAUUGGGGAGACAAGUGGGCCAGGCUCAGUGCAGCGCGGGGCUGCGGGGCCCUCCCCCCAAGGGAUUUCAUAGUUCACUCUAGUGAUGGGCUGGGCACGCACCGAUCUCCGGGGGUAGCCUUUGCCCGCCACUGCGUCUUCCCUCGGAUCCAGAGAGUCA